Hyaloperonospora brassicae is the source of this 438-nucleotide messenger RNA. The record is from the annotation of a GenBank genome assembly. NCBI's taxonomy places the organism in Eukaryota, Oomycota, Peronosporomycetes, Peronosporales, Peronosporaceae.
AUGUCUGGUGCGGUCGGAAGGGAUACGUUAGCUGAAAUAGCAACGAUACCCUCCGCCAAGUCAAAACAGGUCGUGGUGACGCGUAAAACGUCCACCAUUCGAAUCACGAGGACGAUCAAAGGCACGUCGAAAAGAGUGACCUUUGGAUCAGUCCCGAUCCAAGAAGACGGACCUACGAACGAGGUGUUCGAGGCCGUAGAAGACAAGAUGCCGGAUGCAUCCUCUAACGAGGUGCUCCAGCAUGUCUUAGGAUCUGCCGAAGAGAUAGUAAAUCUCUCGGAGAUGUCGUGGGAUCUAUUCCUAUCCGAGUUAAAGGAAGGAAAGAUCCACAAAGUAGUCGUACCAGUCCCCACAGUAAACGUGGCGGACUGUUGCUCAUCGUCCACGAUGGAUGAGAGCGCCUUGGAGACCGACAAAGAAAAACGGUACGCUGCUUAA